Camelus dromedarius (Arabian camel) is the source of this 1058-nucleotide messenger RNA. Its product is annotated as olfactory receptor 5F1. Lineage: Eukaryota; Metazoa; Chordata; Mammalia; Artiodactyla; Camelidae. Gene Ontology annotation, cellular component: membrane. Gene Ontology annotation, molecular function: G protein-coupled receptor activity; odorant binding; olfactory receptor activity. The record is from RefSeq and is a predicted model, not a curated record. The transcript has a single exon. Gene Ontology annotation, biological process: sensory perception of smell; G protein-coupled receptor signaling pathway. Bases 114 to 1058 code for a protein of 314 amino acids.
UUUUUCCCAUGUGUUACUAACUUCGGUAACAUUUCUAUUAUUUCCUGGAAACUUUGGGAGUAGGGGGGGAUACUGACAGGUAAUACAAGUUUAGGCACACUAUAUCUGUAAUAAUGGCCAGAAAAAAUUACACUUUGCUGACUGAGUUCCUCCUGUUGGGAUUAGCAGACACGCCAGAGCUACAGAUUCUCCUCUUUCUGCUUUUUGCUGUGAUUUACACACUUACAGUUCUGGGGAAUGUUGGGAUGAUCUUAUUAAUCAGGAUGGAGUCCCGACUUCACACUCCCAUGUAUUUCCUCCUGGCUCACCUGUCUUUUAUGGACGUUUGUUAUUCAUCCACCAUCACUCCAAAGAUGCUGGCAGAUUUAUUGUCAGAGAAGAAAACCAUCUCCUUUGCUGGCUGCUUCCUGCAGAUGUACUUCUUCAUAGCCUUUGCCACAACUGAAUGCAUCACUUUUGGGUUAAUGGCCUAUGACCGGUAUGUGGCCAUCUGCAACCCUCUGCGUUACUCCUUGAUCAUGUCCACCACAGUCUGCCUAAAAAUGGCAGCUGGGUCUUUCACAGCAGGGCUGUUGAACUCCAUGGUUCACACAGGUUAUGUAAGCAGCUUGCCAUUCUGCGGGUCCAGGGUCAUCCAUCACUUCUUCUGUGACAACCCUCCAAUUUUUAAGCUCUCGUGUUCUGACACUCACCUGUAUGAAGUCAUUUUGUCCACAUUUGCUGGUGUGAAUAUGGUCGGGACUCUGCUGGUGAUCCUCGCCUCCUACGGCUGCAUCCUCUUCUCCAUCUUUCGGAUGCAUUCCGGGGAGGGCAGGCGCAAAGCCUUCUCCACGUGUGCCUCUCACCUGACAGCCAUCAUUCUGUUCUGUUCCACCUCCACCUACACUUACCUGAGACCUAGUUCCAGCUACUCCCUGAGUCAAGACAAAGUGGCUUCCGUGUUCUACACGGUGGUCAUCCCCAUGUUGAACCCUCUGAUCUACAGCCUCAGGAAUAAGGAAGUGAAGAAGGCUCUAUGGAAUGCAGUUCCUAGGACAAGGAUCCCUUCAUGUCUGUGA